Cariama cristata (Red-legged seriema) is the source of this 3614-nucleotide messenger RNA. It is a transcript of the gene EPS15, whose product is annotated as epidermal growth factor receptor pathway substrate 15. Gene Ontology annotation, cellular component: clathrin coat of coated pit; plasma membrane; cytoplasm. The record is from RefSeq and is a predicted model, not a curated record. The coding region runs from base 143 to 1849 and encodes 568 amino acids. Gene Ontology annotation, biological process: endocytosis; endosomal transport. Lineage: Eukaryota; Metazoa; Chordata; Aves; Cariamiformes; Cariamidae. Gene Ontology annotation, molecular function: cadherin binding. The transcript is spliced from 13 exons.
CAUUUUUGAGCCAUUCUUAUCACUGAAGUGCAGUUGGGUGAAAAGACAGGGGUUUUUAUGCAGAACACUUACGUGGGCUUCUGUCUUGUAAAUAAUUUGGAAAGCAGAAAACCCUUACAUCUUUUGUGUUUAAUGUUUCACUAUGUAUUUAAAGAGAGAUACAGGCUUAGGGGGCUGGAUAACUGUACCUGCUGUAGCUGAUGUUCUUAAGUAUUCUUGCAUUGUUUGCUGGUCUUCUAGGGAAAAGAAUAAUGUAGAGCAAGACCUGAAGGAGAAAGAAGAUACCAUCAAGCAGAGGACAAGUGAGGUCCAGGAUCUACAGGAUGAAGUAAAGCGGGAGAGCAGUAAUCUGCAAAAGCUUCAAGCUCAGAAACAGGAAGCGCAGGAAAUCCUUCAUGAUCUUGAUGAGCAGAAGGCCAAGUUGGAAGAGCAACUUAAUGAUAUCAGGCAGAAGUGUGCAGAGGAGGCCCAUUUGAUUGCCAUGCUGAAGGCUGAAAUAACAAGCCAGGAAUCAAAGAUUUCAGCAUAUGAAGAUGAACUGACCAAAGCUCAAGAGGAGCUGAGUCGCCUGCAGCAAGAAACUGCAGAGCUCGAGCAUUGCAUAGAGUCUGGGAAAGCACAGCUGGGACCUCUUCAGCAACAUCUGCAGGAUUCACAACAGGAAAUCAAUUCAGUGCAGACAAAACUUCAUGAGCUGAAAGAAUUGGAAAAUAACCAAUUUAGUUGGCACUCUCAGCCACAUAAUACACUUGUUAAUGGAACUGUGGAUCAUUCUAGUCUUAGCAACAGCAGCAGUGAAACAGCUAACCUAAAUGAGAAUGCUGAAAGGGAAAGUAUAGCAGAAGAUGAACAAAUAAACAGUGUGUCUCCAAUAAGGAAUAGUCCUGAAACAACAGCCUCUCUUGUAGAAGAAGAGAAAGAGACUUCAACUACAACUAUUACCAAAAAAGAAGAUCCAUUUGAUACUGAAUCUCAUCCAUUGCCUGAUCUAGUUUCUGAAGCCAGCUUAGAAUUCUUCCAGUCUGACCCUUUUGUUGGCAGUGAUCCCUUCAAAGAUGACCCUUUUGGGAAAAUUGAUCCCUUUGGUGGUGAUCCCUUCAAAGGCUCAGAUCCUUUUGCAGCUGACUGUUUUUUCAAACAAUCCUCCACCGAUCCUUUUGUGACUGCUGGCACUGAUCCAUUUAGCACUGCAGACAACAGUAAUAAUAUCACAACAGAGAUAUUGAAGAAGAAUGACCCUUUUGCUCCUGGUGGAACAACUGUUACAACGUCGAAUGAUCUAGCUACAGACCCCUUUGCCUCUCUGUUUGGAAAUGAAUCCUUUGGAAGUGGCUUUGCUGACUUCAGCACACUGUCAAAGGCCAACAAUGAGGAUCCCUUUAGCUCUUCCACAUCAGGUUCUGUCAACAAUGUGAUCAUAACUAAAAACCUAUUUGAGGAACCACCAGCUAAAAAUGAGGAUGUUCCUCCUGCAUUGCCCCCUAAAACAGGAACUCCCACAAGGCCCUGUCCACCACCACCUGGGAAAAGACCUAUCAAUCAAAUAGACUCUUCAGAUUCCUUUAAACCGAGCGAUCCAUUUCAGCCUUUCCCCACCCCAGACAUUCCCAAAGAACAAGAAGCAGAUCUAUUCUGUGAUCCAUUUGCUCCCACCAACAUCAGUAAAGAGGCUGACCCCAACAAUUUUGCAAACUUCAGUACUUAUUCUACUGAGGAAGACAUGAUUGAAUGGGCUAAGAGGGAAAGUGAGAGAGAAGAGAAAGAAAGAUUGGCAAGACUAAAACAGCAAGAGCAAGAAGACUUGGAACUGGCUAUUGCACUCAGUAAAUCUGAAAUAUCUGAAGCAUGAAGUUUAGAAUAAGAUUUUGUCUUAUGUCAACUGUUUUGUCCCUUUACCUGAAUACCUAACCUAUUUAAAUGUUAAUCAGAAAAAUACAUAUAUGCAAGAAACUAUGAAAGGUUGUAAAUUUCUGAAAGUGGUGUGAAUGUUUCUGCUAAACUCAAUCCUUUUGGUUAUUGUUUGAAUAACUGUUAAGUUUAGCAUUCAAUUUCUCAAGUUUCAGGAGAACAAAGUACUUUUCCCAGCUGUAAGCUAAUCAGUUUAAAAUGCAGAUAGUGAGACUGUAGUUUGACUGUAAUCUGUCAGCAGUUGGUAAUUGAGCAUAAAGUGAACAUAGCAAUUAUUCUGUCAUGGCUGACUGUCUCCCAUCAAGCAGUUAGUCAUCUGAAACCUUUUAUCCUUCUAAAGAGAUUUUAGUAAUGCCAGAGUUGUGGAGUGCUUUACUUUACAUGUAUGCAUAUAGGUUUUUCUCUUCUGAAGAUUCUACGUUUGGAUUUGAAAUAACAAUCUUCUUGGAGACUCAGCAAGAGUGUGUCUUUCUGAAACCUUUAAUGUUUUUCUUGCAUGGUCAUAGGUUUUAAGACAGACUUGUUAUUUUGUUUUAUAAAACAAUUAAGUUGAUUCUUGUGCAUUUGCUGUUGGCCAAGAUGACUGCCAAAUUGGGAGACCCCACUGCUAUUUGAGCCACUUUUGCCUGUGAAAUAUGCAGCUGAACUGGCAAGUUAAUAACUUCAAUUUGAAAUAGGAUUGAGAAUAGAAAGAAAAAACAGGUAGUCUGAUUUUUAUUUUUUUUAACCACAGUUGUUUUCUGUAUAUGUAAUUUAUUGAAUGCCAACAGAUAGUUGCACCUUAAACUGAAUGAUUUCUGAAUGGUCACUGAGUCAGAAUAGGAUUAAUAGAACGUUAAUGAAAAGAACUUAAUGAAAAUAACUUAUUGUUCAUUUUGAAAGAACUCCAUUCUGAGGAAUCCAUUUCAUUAAAUUCCAAAAAUAAAAAUCUUUUGCCCUAUCUAAGAAAAAUGGAUGGCAGCAGCAUAAACAUCAAGGGAUUUGGUUGAUUUUUUUUUUUUUUCCCCCUUGCACUUUUAACCUGUGGUAUUUCUGUUGAGGAAAUUGAAGUGUUUCAAGAUAGAGCACUGGAGGUGAAAGGAGAACUUGACCAUGCUUCAGUGUAUUUAAGCUCUUCCCAUUACCUGUCAAUGCUGCUGUUGCACGAGUUUGAGGGUAGUUUUCAAUUUUUCAGGAAAAAUGGGUGACUUGACUGGGAUAGUUUUUCUUUUGCACUGGGAAACGAGCAUUGAAACACCUGCUCAAAAAAAGUAACUUAAAAUUUUGCAAGUAUUAAAUAGUUAUAACUUAUCUAUACAUCUUUGUAAUGAGUGUACACUAAUCUUGCAAAUCAUAUGCUUAACUGGAUUACAUAGUUUCUUAUCUUUUGUUAAAAAUGUAUACUCAGUGGACCAACACGAUAUUAUAUGUAUAUAUUAUAUAUAUAUUCCUUCUUUCCUUUAUGGAAUUUAAAGGUUUGAGUCAUUUGAUGUUACAUUUCAUGUUACUGACUCUGACUAUAGUACUUUUACUCAGACUACCAACAAACCACUGCUGUGAGCUAAAUGGCAUUACUUUAUGAAGUUUUAACUGGUUUUUGUUUGUUUUUUUUUUAAAAAAAAACUUGUUCAGGUGGGAUUAGCCUCUAUUUAUAGACUUCCCUUUUGUUUAAAAAUUCUAACAAUAGCCUGUAAUUAUGAAGAAAUAAAGUUUAAGUACAUAAGUGU